AUGCCUCGUGCGGCGUGUCCGUGCGUCUUCAUGGCGCUCGCGAUAGUGGUCCUCCUCGUCGGUGGCUACAGCACUGGCGCGCAUGCAUUUCGGUUCAGCGUAGUACCAGGCAAGGUGAAGUGCUUCACGAGCGAGCAGCCCGAGGGUGGUCGCUACGAGCUGCGGUACCGCAUGAUGCGCAGCCUCACACCCUUUGUCUCCGUGGCCGUCACGUCGCGUGGCGGCCGUGUGCUGAUGGAGCACGAGUUCGCCAAACCAGACGCAAAAGAGAUCGUCGUGGUGAACGCAAAUAGUCUAAUCUCUGUUUGCUUUCACACGUCAGAGAAGGCGUCGAAAGCGGCGGUCUCGACAAGCGUGACGCUCGACAUUGUCGAUGCCGAAGAUGCGGAGCUGACGCGCGUCAAGAAGCAGAGCUACAGCACGAGCAGCCCCAUCACGCUCGGCGCCGGCAAGGGUAGCGGCGCUAUACAGCAGAUGCAGUACAUCUACGAGACCUUCGCCUCCAUGCGCAUGGCUCUCGUUUCCCUCACCCGCGCCGACGAGGACAUCCGCUACUCGCUCAUGGAGGCAGAGCGCUUCUCGUGGCUGUUUGUCUAUAUCUUCGUAGGCAUCGGUGCCCUUAUCACACUUGGCUCCUUCGUCCGCCUGCGCAUCUUCAUGAAGAAGAGGAAGAUGCUGUGA
Messenger RNA from Leishmania braziliensis MHOM/BR/75/M2904, 681 nucleotides. RefSeq lists its product as hypothetical. Bases 1 to 681 code for a protein of 226 amino acids. The transcript has a single exon. The record is from RefSeq and is a predicted model, not a curated record. Lineage: Eukaryota; Euglenozoa; Kinetoplastea; Trypanosomatida; Trypanosomatidae.